CUUACAAACAUUAACGGGAUUGAUGCCCUCAUCUUGUAACGUAGAGUUGUUCCAAAGAAUUCCAAAUUUGAAGAAGUUGGGAAUUUUAAAUGUUGAUUCAGUUGAUACUGAAAAGUGUUAUUUUCUUGAUAAUCUUGUACAUUUAACUCAGCUUGAGAAGCUCAAAGUUGAGUUUAAAACGGAUUGUAUGCAUAUUCUCAGAAGAUUAUGGAGGACGGCAGAUUGGGUGUACACACCUCGGCUACACAUUCCACACAGUGACAAUUUCCCACCAAAACUUAAGAAAUUAACAUUGUGCAAAACACACCUAAAAUGGAAGACAUGAACUUCCUCAGAAAGUUACCCAAUCUUGAGGUUCUCAAACUUAAACAUCACGCCUUUCAUGGAGAAAUUUGGAAACUAAGCGAUGAGGAUGAAGAGGGAUUCUUUCGACUAAAGAAUUUACUUCUUGAGAGCAUGUAUCUAAAGCAAUGGGAAGCAACAAGUUAUCAUUUCCCAAGCCUUGAGCACUUUGUCCUAACAGAUUGCUAUUCGUUGGAGCAAAUUCCUUUCGACUUUGCUGAUAUUCAGACUCUACAGCUGAUUGAACUACACAAAUGUAUGCAUUCUGUUCUUGUUUCAGCAGAGCAAAUACAAGAGGAGCAACAAAUCUUGGGAAAUGAUGACCUUGUUAUUCGCAUCAACAAUAUACACAAAAAGAUUACUUGAUGGAGAGUACCAUAAGGUACAUUCAAGCAAAAAUAAGAAGUUGGAUCACUCUUUGCAGUGGGAGAUGUUUCCUGUCUGGAAAGUAUAGUUAGUGAAAAUUCCCGAUUCCAACUUGUUUGGGAUUGAUACAUGGUUUAGUGGAUGUAUUGCCUUUGGAAAGUGUAUAUAGUUGAAUGACUUCUCUUUCUAUCGAUGUUGAUUCUAUUUAUCUGUUCUCCUCAAUAUAACAUGUUAAACACAUUUGAUAUGGAGGAAAAUUUUUUCAUCCACAUACACAACUACUCCCUUAAAGUUUCUUCGCUUUGCUAGUCUUAUCUAUACUUAAACAUUGUAUUUUACCCCUCUCUGGACUGCUCAGGUCCUUUCCGAGACUUUUUCAUUUAAGG
Capsicum annuum is the source of this 1094-nucleotide messenger RNA. Its product is annotated as putative late blight resistance protein homolog R1A-3. Gene Ontology annotation, biological process: protein folding. Lineage: Eukaryota; Viridiplantae; Streptophyta; Magnoliopsida; Solanales; Solanaceae. The coding region runs from base 313 to 708 and encodes 131 amino acids. The transcript has 2 exons. Gene Ontology annotation, molecular function: alpha-tubulin binding. The record is from RefSeq and is a predicted model, not a curated record.